This is a messenger RNA of Thermothelomyces thermophilus ATCC 42464, 3153 nucleotides long. RefSeq lists its product as uncharacterized. The record is from RefSeq and is a predicted model, not a curated record. Gene Ontology annotation, cellular component: nucleus. Bases 209 to 2680 code for a protein of 823 amino acids. NCBI's taxonomy places the organism in Eukaryota, Fungi, Ascomycota, Sordariomycetes, Sordariales, Chaetomiaceae. The transcript is spliced from 6 exons. Gene Ontology annotation, molecular function: zinc ion binding; RNA polymerase II cis-regulatory region sequence-specific DNA binding; DNA-binding transcription factor activity, RNA polymerase II-specific. Gene Ontology annotation, biological process: positive regulation of transcription from RNA polymerase II promoter by galactose; DNA-templated transcription.
GCCAAUGCUCCCUCCUUCAUCAGAACCAAAGGUGGCAUGAGGGUGAGGGACAUUGUUUUGUUGGAAUUCCAGCUGUUGAGACCCCUGAGAUGGCGUGUUCGGAGCUGCAGACCUAACCUCAAUUCUCUCCCCCCUUUUUCCUCUGCACACCCCGUAUUUCAUAUGUAUAACCCGAGUUCCUGCUGCUACUUCGGCGUCAUCCCGAACUAUGGCCUCAGAACGACGCAGCGAGCGCGUCGAGCAGCGGCGACGGAGAAAGAUCCCUCUGGCGUGUGAGCCGUGCCGGGAGCGCAAGUCGAGGUGCGACGGGGCCAAACCGAUCUGCUCCACCUGCCAGCGCCGGUCACUGUCGCUCCACCACUGUGUCUACACCCUUGAGAAUGCCCGGACGGCAAGCAACGAAGCCUACAUCAAGGUCCUCCAUGACCGGAUCCGCCGCCUUGAGAAGACAUGCACAGCCCACGGCCUCCCGAUCCCGCCGCUGGACUCCACAGAGGAGGCCGAGGAUGCGUCCGGGCCGCCGCCGGUGACUCUGUCUCCGUCCCCGCUCCAUCCCGGGAAGCGGCCGAGCGAAACUAGCAUCCCGGUCCCGCGCCCGGCCCAUGGCCUCCGGGACCAUGACUCUCCGCCGAACCUACGACUCCAGGUCACGGUGACGUCGCCGAACCCGGACCACGAACGGCUGGAGGCCACCGAGUCGACGGCCGGCGUCACCGCCAUGGGCACCGUUGCCACGGAGCACGACGUGUCGCAGGCGUUUGAGGCGGCUAACGAGUUUUACGGGAGCUCCUCGGCCGCCUCUUUCAUGAAGGAGGCCUACACAUCGGUCAAGCCACAACGGCCGCGGCACCAGGAGGCCAACCCGGCCAACGUCCCCGCCUUCUCUGUCAACUUUGCGCGGACCGGCCCCCGCGGGAGGGCCCAGUUCGCCCAGGCGGACAAGUUCGCGCUGCCACCGCGCCACCUCGCCGAUCACCUGCUGAGCCGGUUCUGGGAGCGGGUCUACUGGCUGUACCCCCUCUUCGACAAGGCCACCUUCCUGCGGGCAUACGAGAGCCUCUGGCGGCCCUCACACGAGCAGCCGGCGGAGCCCUCCCUCCCGGGCCUCGGGCUGGGGAGCAGCCCCGGGGCGGACGCGGGGACCAUCGUCUUCCACUGCGCCCUCAACACCAUGUUCGCCCUCGGCGCCCAAUUCUCCGACCUCAGCCUCGGGGACAAGGCCUCGGCCAUCGAGACCUUCUUCAACCGGGGCAAGGCGUUCGUGGGCCUGGACUUCAUCGACAUGCACAACGUCGGCGUCGUCCAGUCGCUCCUCCUCAUGGCCCUGUUCCUCCAGAGCACGCCGUUCCCGAGCCGGUGUUGGAACGCGGUCGGCCUCGCAUGCCGCGUCGCUCAGGGGCUCGGCCUGCACACGGACACGGACAGGACGUCGCGGCCGCCGCUCGAGACGGAGAUCCGAAGGCGGACCUGGCAUGGCUGUGUCAUCUUGGACAUCAUGACUUACGGGCGGCCGACGAUGACGGCCCAUCUGCCGGACCUGCCGCUUCCUAGUACCGUCGAGUUCGGAGAGGCUACACUCGAGACCCCCCGGCAACACCGAGCCGGUCCACAAGACGACGGCGUCCCCUCCAAGAUGUGUUUCUACGUGGAGCACAUCCGACAAUGCCGCAUCCUCGGCGAGAUCCUCUCCAACGUCUACCAACCCUCCGCCGGCGGAACGGGGAGCGGCCCGCCGUGGUGGUUUGACCAGAAAUCGCGCGGCAUGGACGCCAUCUCGGAUCUGGACGCCAAGCUCUCCCGAUACGAGAGAGAGCUGCCCCCCAUCAUGUCCUGGACCUCACCGUGCGACAUCAGCGGCCUGGACAAAGACCGCCAGCUCGUCAUUACUGCCCAGAGGACCGUUCUCCGGGGGAGCUUCCUCUACCUCCGCCUCAUGCUCCACCGCCCGAUCCUGACGCAGCUCUGCGCCAACAACACGGAGCCGAGUCCGGGCACGGGCACGGGCACGGGCACGGAGCCGAGCUCACCGGCACGGCAAGGUGCUGCAGUCCCCGCGACGGCCGGCCAGGAGCUCUUCACGUCUUUUGCGGCCGGUUGCGCCAGGAUCUGCCUGGGAGCCGCCAUGGACCUCAUCGAGCUGGUCCACAGCACCUACCUGACCAACACCACGGGCGGGUGGUGGUGGGACGGGCUGUAUGCCUUCACGGCCGGCCUGGCCGUCAUCGUGGGGUACCUCUCGCCCCCGCUGCUGGCGUCGGUCGACAGGCAGCGCCUCGAGAGGUCGUGGAUGCUGUGCCAGGGCAUCCUGGCGCACCUGACCUCGUUCAGCAUCUCUGCACAGCGGUCUCUGAGGCUGCUUCAGAAAGUCCACGCCGACGUCAUGUCGCGGUCUUCAGCUGCCUCGGACAAAGACCAAGACCCGCCGCCGCCCCUGCGCCCUCCGACGAUGUCGGCUAAUAAUCAUGACACCGCCACCACGGCGCAUGCGGACGCGGCGGCCGGCUCGGGGCAGCAGGGGCCCGCCACGCAAGCCGAGGAGGCGCCGCUGGAUCUGGGCAGCAGUUUUCAGUUUCAGCUGCCCGCCGGUACCGACAUGUUUGGGGCCGGGCUGGUGUUCAACUGGGACCAGUCCCUUGACAUGAUCCCUGGCGGUCUAGGCAUGGACAUCUACCAGUAUUAAUUUAUUACCUAAUUAGACCGGGGAAAUCGGUCACCCGCUCUCGAGGAGACCUUGGGUGUGUGUUAGGGUUCAAUAUCUCCCUGUUGUGAUUUCUGUAGCAGGUAAUAAAUUAAUACACCAUACCAUGAAUACCUCCUAAUCAUGUAUUUAUCUCCUUGACAGACGGGAGCGCAGUCAAAAUCUCUCUACCUUCGUCGUCUUACUCGUAAUAGCCAUUUGGUCACGUCAUCUACCUAUAUCCACCACCCCUUCGUCAUGCGUCCGGCGAGAGCGUUGGUAGAAAUUACAGCGCCCGAUUCUUCCACCCGGGCAGCGCUGCCGCCCACCACGCCAUCAAGGUGGCCAGUCGGGAGUUUGGGUUGUUUCCAGCCAGCCCAGAGAGCAAAAGCAAACCUGCCGCAAGAAUAGCGGUGACGGUCAUGAGCCAACGGCCAUAGCAAGACCUCCUGGGAAUGACCGGAUCCAAUUUACCC